ACCAGACUUCCAAUUCUUUUUAACCAGGUACAUUAUUGAUUUAUCCAGUCUUCAUCUUCAUAAUGACCGUUCCAGAAGAAGUAGACGUCAUUAUAUGUGGUGGAGGAAGCACUGGCUGUGUGCCAGCUGGUCGACUCGCCAACCUGGAUCACAAUCUCCAGGUCUUGCUCAUUGAGGCAGGCGAGGACAAUCUGAAUAACCCAUGGGUUUAUCGACCGGGAAUCUACCCUCGUAACAUGAAGCUUGACUCCAAGACUGCUUCUUUCUACUAUUCCCGGCCAUCGGAGUGGUUGGAUGGACGUCGUGCGAUUGUCCCUUGUGCACACGUCCUUGGAGGUGGAAGUUCUAUUAACUUUAUGAUGUAUACUCGAGCAUCGGCAUCCGACUACGAUGAUUUCCAGGCCAAAGGCUGGACCACCAAAGACCUUCUACCACUCAUGAAAAAACAUGAAACCUAUCAGCGAGCGUGCAACAAUCCUGAUAUCCAUGGAUUUGAAGGUCCCAUUAAAGUUUCUUUUGGGAACUAUACGUAUCCGAUUAUGCAGGAUUUCCUUCGCGCGGCUGAGUCGCAAGGUAUUCCUGUGACGGAUGAUUUGCAGGAUCUUACCACUGGACAUGGUGCUGAGCAUUGGCUCAAAUGGAUCAAUCGAGACACUGGUCGUCGAAGUGAUGCUGCCCAUGCAUAUGUCCACAGUACUCGAGCAAAACACAGUAACCUACACCUAAAGUGUAACACAAAAGUUGACAAGAUUAUCAUUGAAAAUGGCAGGGCAGUGGGCGUAGUGACUGUGCCCACCAAGUGGGUUGGAGACGGCGAGCCUCCACGCAAAAUCUAUCGUGCUCGCAAACAAAUAAUCAUCUCCGGGGGUACUAUGAGCUCUCCACUAAUCCUGCAGCGGUCUGGAAUUGGUGAUCCCGAAAAGUUGCGUCGCGCAGGUAUCAAGCCGUUGGUUGAUCUGCCAGGUGUUGGUCUCAAUUUUCAAGACCAUUAUCUAACAUUUUCUGUCUAUCGGGCCAAGCCCGACACCGAGUCAUUUGAUGACUUUAUUCGUGGUGAUCCGCAGACCCAGAAGAAAGUUUUUGAAGAGUGGAAUACCAAAGGGACCGGUCCCCUGGCUACAAAUGGUAUUGAUGCUGGAGUGAAGAUUCGCCCGACUGAAGAGGAGCUAGCACAGAUUCGCAGCUGGCCUACCCCUGACUUUCAACGGGGAUGGGACAGUUACUUCAAGCAUAAGCCUGACAAGCCAGUCAUGCAUUACUCUGUGAUUUCUGGAUGGUUUGGUGAUCAUAUGCUGAUGCCGCCGGGCAAAUUCUUUACCAUGUUCCAUUUCUUGGAAUACCCGUUUUCUCGGGGUUGGAUACACGUCAAGUCCGCAGACCCAUACGAAGCACCGGACUUUGACGCCGGAUUCAUGAACGAUAAACGGGACAUGGCGCCCAUGGUCUGGGGCUAUAUCAAGUCUCGCGAGACUGCACGUCGAAUGGCCGCAUAUGCUGGUGAAGUGACGGGCAUGCAUCCUCAUUUUGCGCACGAUUCGCCGGCUCGAGCCUACGAUAUGGACCUGGAGACGACCAAGGCGUAUGCAGGUCCUGAUCACCUUAGUGCCGGAAUUCAACAUGGGUCAUGGUCAAGUCCUCUCGAACCAAGCAAGUCGCCUGUAGAAAACUAUCUUAACUCUAACAAACAAGGUACCCAUCCGGAAAUUCAGUAUAGUGAAGAAGACAUCAAGCACAUUGAAAAAUGGGUUCAACGACACGUAGAGACAACCUGGCAUUCCCUUGGUACCUGCAGUAUGGCACCCAGGGAAGGAAACUCCAUUGUCAAGCAUGGAGUCGUCGAUGAACGUCUCAAUGUUCAUGGUGUCAAGGGACUGAAGGUAGCCGAUCUCUCUAUUUGUCCGGAUAACGUCGGUUGCAACACUUUCAGUACUGCUCUUCUUAUCGGGGAAAAAGUCGCUGUGCUGACGGCUGAAGACCUGGGUUAUUCUGGAUCAGCACUGAACAUGAAGGUGCCUACUUACCAUGCACCAGGGGAGACUGUAAACCUUGCGCGGCUGUGAAAGGGAUGGAUUAUUUGAAUCUCUUAGUUUUUCUUUUCUUUUCGAAUAUUAGUCACUUCAGAUGAUAUUCAGAUUGACAAAACUUAGUACCAGUUGGAAUGUUUCCCUGCCUGCUAUCUGUUUUAUAUUCUAUUCAUGUCGAAUUUCAGUAGUAGUCUUCCGAUCAAAAGUUCACAUCAUACUUUGGACAAUAACAGUACAAAUAGUUCAUAAUAGCAAUUGCAUGGAGACAC
Molecule: messenger RNA, 2293 nt
Organism: Talaromyces stipitatus ATCC 10500
Lineage: Eukaryota; Fungi; Ascomycota; Eurotiomycetes; Eurotiales; Trichocomaceae
Product: choline dehydrogenase, putative
Exons: 10
Coding region: 63-2060 (665 amino acids)
Molecular function (GO): oxidoreductase activity, acting on CH-OH group of donors; flavin adenine dinucleotide binding
Source: RefSeq, a predicted model, not a curated record